AUGGAGAAAGGAUUCAAGUCAGCGGUACCAGCUACGCCGGUGAAGUCGGGACGAGGAUCGCCCGAAGGUUCGUCAACGAUCGCGAGUGACUUAACGUCUCGGUUGUCGACGAUCUCCGAAAGGUCGGUCAGUUUCGAAGAGUCGGCCGACGAAGAUCCGGACGCCAAGGAUGACAUGAUGAUGGACUAUGGUGACCUGGAGGAGAAGACUCCAGCGACGACGCAGGAAAAUGCGAUGCUGUCCGCGGGACGUAGCGGAGGCUCGCGCUCCUUGUCCCGGAACCUCGUCGCGGAAUUUGAUGAAGUGGCGAAACCCGACCAUGCGGAUGACGACUUUGAGGAUGGCACCAAGCCCUCGGCUUCGAAGGCUCUGGUGCAGGUUACUAAGGGUCCUCAAGAAUCCUGCGGAAGUCGGCCCGCUAUGAACACUCCAGCUGCGAACAAGGUGCUCGGCAGAAUGCUCGAGCAGAUGGUGGAGUCGAGCGAAUGGAUAUGGCAGUUCAAUCCCGAGAUGACGCGUCAACCGACUUGGGCUGAGCUGAAGGAGGAGUUGCAACACCCUGUUGAGUCGACCUCGGUUACUCAGGUGGCCGAGGACACGGUGUCCCUCCUACGAGCGAUGGGCUGCGAGCCAAGGACUCGUCCGUCCGAAGUCUCGAACAAUAGUUGGACGCCGGGUCUCGCCGGCAAGGAGCUGCAUAAGUGGAAGAGGAAGCUUCGCCUGAGCUUCGGGGAGUCGGACCUGACUCUGGGACGCCCCCCCCGAGUGCCCGCCCCGCGAGGGAGAACGCUGAUCCUUCGAAGAUCCCACUGCCACAGACACCCAAGAAGUCCGCCGAGCGGUCAAAUCAAAGCCAAGCGACGGACGGAGUGUUCUCCGCCAAGACCGAAGGUUCGCCGUACUUCCAAGACUCGCACAUGGUGA
Messenger RNA from Phytophthora sojae, 924 nucleotides. RefSeq lists its product as hypothetical. The transcript is spliced from 2 exons. NCBI's taxonomy places the organism in Eukaryota, Oomycota, Peronosporomycetes, Peronosporales, Peronosporaceae. The coding region runs from base 1 to 924 and encodes 307 amino acids. The record is from RefSeq and is a predicted model, not a curated record.